Fibroporia radiculosa is the source of this 1248-nucleotide messenger RNA. RefSeq lists its product as uncharacterized. NCBI's taxonomy places the organism in Eukaryota, Fungi, Basidiomycota, Agaricomycetes, Polyporales, Fibroporiaceae. The transcript has 8 exons. The record is from RefSeq and is a predicted model, not a curated record. Bases 1 to 1248 code for a protein of 415 amino acids.
AUGGCCAAAAAGAACGCGAUCAUAUUCGGUGGGCUCAACACCUGCUCUCGGGCUAUCGCUGCGUAUCUCGUGCCCUCCGAUGGCGAGUCCCUUGUCGAGAAUCUGCGCAUCGUUGACAAGUACUCUGUUAACCCUCCGACGACCUACCUCGGCGCCGAUUUUCGCAGAGUGCUUGAGCAGCCGAACGUUUCCUACCGCCAAGCCAACCUCACGGUCCCCGCCACCGUCGCGGCAUGCUUUGAUCCGCCCGAGGGCCAAGAGCCGUACUCAUAUGUCUUCGAUCUUACGGGUGAAGUUCAAUGGGACCGUCCGGAGAAAGUGCAGAUCAACAACACCCUUCGUGUUGCUCGUCUCCUGGGACAGGAGGCUGCGCGCCGUGGCGUCCAGGCCUACGUCCGCAUCAUGCACCCUUAUUAUGAGUGCAAGGAGAAGGGUGCGCAUGACGAGAAGGAGGAUGUGAAGCCGGAUGGUGUGUUGGGGACGUGGUGGCAUGAGACAUUGCGGACGCUCGGUGCAAUUGAAGGGCUCAAUUUAGUUGUCGUGAGGAAGGCGUUAGUUUACGGACCAUAUGUCGACUAUGGACCGAUCAUAAAGUAUAUUGCACUGGCAGCUGUCUAUGGAUAUCUCAAGCAGCCUGUGAAGGCCUUGUGGUCUCCCGGAAAGCAGCCGUUGCACACAGUGCAUGCCGAUGACGUUGCUGGAGCGCUGUGGGCAUGUGCGGAAUGGAUGGCGAGCACCGGUGGGCGAGAAAAAGCUGAUGAACUUGCUGGCGAAGAGAUUCCCUUCAAGAAUGAUAAGAGUAAGGUGAAUGAAGUUGACGGCAUGGUGUCUCCCACCCAGAAGGUUGUUGUGCCCCUGUUUAAUCUUGAGGACGAUGGCAAGCUAUCGUUCUUGGAAGCUGCCACCAGGAUCUCGAAAGCCUUCGGAACGACCUUCGAGUUCUACAGCUUUGUCGUCAAUACUGUAGCAAAGUUCAAACUCGAAGAUGUCGUGGAGGAAACGAAUGAAGUCCACGUAGAAACAUGGACUACAAUGAUCACCGAAUCGAAUCCGCCUUGCCUCAACACGCCCUAUAGCCCGUACACUGAUGUCUACAACCUCAAGCGUCACUGCGUCGCUUUCGAUGCGUCGAAGUUGAAACGUAUUGUCGGUUACAAGCUUCAAUAUCCGGAACUCACCGAGGACACAAUACGUGACAUCGUUGGCAAACUCAAAGCGGAGGGCACUUGGCCGAAUUUUGAUUCAUGA